AUGGAGCUCAAGACUGUUCUAAUUCUCACUGCGAUCUAUAUUGCUAUUCGCCUCUUCUUCAAGUCCCGCAAGUCAAGUCCCGCAGCCACGAUGUCUCACGGAAAGGUCACCGAGAUUGACAACCAAGUCAUCUUCAAAGCCCUCACCUCCUCCGGCCCCGUCGUCGUCGACUUCUUCGCAACCUGGUGUGGACCCUGCAAGGCCGUCGCUCCCGUUGUCGGCAAGCUCAGCGAACAGCACCAGAACGUUCGCUUCAUCCAGGUCGAUGUGGACAAGCUGCAGGGUGUUGCGCGCGAGCUGGGCGUGAACGCUAUGCCCACCUUUGUGCUGUUCAACAAUGGCAAGGAGGUCAACCGUGUUGUUGGUGGCGAUAUGAAGAAACUUGAGGCCCAGAUCAAGGCGAUCUCCGCAUAG
Molecule: messenger RNA, 414 nt
Organism: Penicillium paradoxum
Lineage: Eukaryota; Fungi; Ascomycota; Eurotiomycetes; Eurotiales; Aspergillaceae
Product: thioredoxin family protein
Exons: 3
Coding region: 1-414 (137 amino acids)
Source: RefSeq, a predicted model, not a curated record